Molecule: messenger RNA, 2443 nt
Organism: Juglans microcarpa x Juglans regia
Lineage: Eukaryota; Viridiplantae; Streptophyta; Magnoliopsida; Fagales; Juglandaceae
Product: peroxisomal fatty acid beta-oxidation multifunctional protein AIM1
Exons: 18
Coding region: 103-2277 (724 amino acids)
Biological process (GO): fatty acid beta-oxidation
Cellular component (GO): peroxisome
Molecular function (GO): (3S)-3-hydroxyacyl-CoA dehydrogenase (NAD+) activity; NAD+ binding
Source: RefSeq, a predicted model, not a curated record
AGUCCUUUAUAAAAGGCUCGUCUACAAUUCCAGUAGAGCGGUCCAUCUUCGUUGCUAUCAUUCGUAACUGAGAGAGCUUCUCUCCGAUCUAAUCGGCUAUACAUGGGGGAGGUUAAGGUUACCUUGGAGGUCGGAAGCGACGGUGUCGCUGUCAUCACUAUUUCUAACCCGCCGGUUAACGCCUUAGCCGUUCCAAUUAUUUUAGGUUUGAAGGAGAAAUUCACCGAGGCGUCGAGGAGAGGUGAUGUGAAAGCUAUCGUUCUGACAGGCAAAGGAAGGAGGUUUUCUGCUGGAUUUGACAUCAAUGUUUUCGAGAAGGUUCACAAGACUGGGGAUAUUUCGCUUAUGCCCGAUGUAUCGGUGGAUCUUGUGGUCGACACAAUCGAAGAUUGCAAAAAGCCUGUAGUUGCUGCUGUGGAAGGACUUGCUCUUGGAGGUGGCUUAGAGUUGGCACUGGGAUCCCAUGCACGUAUUGCAGCACCAAGAACUCAGCUUGGCUUACCCGAGCUGACACUUGGAGUUAUUCCAGGGUUUGGAGGCACACAACGUCUUCCAAGGCUUGUAGGGCUGUCAAAGGCUGUUGAAAUGAUGCUGUUGUCGAAACCAAUCAUGUCGGAAGAAGGGAAGAAGCUAGGUCUUAUUGAUGCUGUUGUGGCCUCUGAAGAGUUGUUGAAAGUAUCUCGGCAAUGGGCUUUAGACAUUGCAAAUAGGCGCAAGCCAUGGAUACGUUCCCUUUACAGGACAGACAAGCUUGGUUCCCUGUCUGAAGCCCGUGACAUGAUAAAAAUUGCAAGACAACAAGCCAGAAAAACUGCACCAAAUAUGCCUCAGCACCAGGUCUGCCUUGAUGUGCUGGAGGAGGGCAUUGUUCAUGGAGGAUAUAGUGGUGUUUUAAAGGAGGCAAAAUUAUUCAAGGAGUUGGUCUUGUCAGACACUUCAAAAGGACUUGUUCAUGUCUUUUUUGCCCAGCGUGCAACAUCCAAGGUGCCUAAUGUUACUGAUCUUGGGCUCAAACCGAGGCAUGUAAAGAAAGUUGCUGUUAUCGGGGGAGGUCUAAUGGGUUCUGGCAUAGCUACAGCUCUUAUUUUGAAUAACAUAUAUGUUGUUCUCAAGGAAGUCAACUCUGAAUAUCUUCUCAAGGGAAUAAGAACAAUAGAAGCAAAUGUUCGAGGCUUAGUAACAAAAGGAAAGCUGACACAGGAUAAGGCAGAAAAAACCUUAUCAAUGGUCAAAGGUGUGUUGGACUAUGCAGACUUCAAAGAAGUGGAUAUGGUCAUUGAGGCUGUCAUUGAAAGUCUUCCUUUAAAACAAAAAAUAUUUAGUGAAAUUGAGAAAGCAUGCCCUGCCCACUGCAUUUUGGCUACAAACACAUCUACUAUUGACCUCAAUUUGGUAGGGGAAAAGACCAGCUCUCAAGAUCGGAUCGUGGGGGCACAUUUCUUCAGUCCUGCCCAUGUGAUGCCUCUUCUGGAGAUUGUAAGGACGGAGAAGACAUCUGCUCAAGUUAUUCUCGAUCUCAUGACAGUUGGGAAAACAAUAAAAAAAGUCCCUGUAGUAGUUGGUAACUGCACUGGCUUUGCAGUCAAUCGGACAUUUUUCCCUUAUACACAAGGCGCAUAUGUUCUGGUAAAUUUAGGUGUGGAUGUGUUCAGAAUUGACAGAGUGAUCAGUAGUUUUGGCCUUCCCAUGGGUCCUUUCCAGCUUCAAGACUUAUCCGGAUAUGGAGUGGCCCUUGCAGUUGCGAAAGAAUUUGCUAAUGCAUUCCCCGAUCGCACAGUUAUGUCACCGUUGGUUGAACUUUUGGUCAAAAGUGGAAGAAAUGGUAAAAACAAUGGAAAAGGAUACUACAUUUAUGAAAAGGGAAGCAAGCCAAAGCCUGACUCCUCUGUGCUUCCAGUUAUUAAGGAGUCUAGACGACUAGCUAACAUUAUGCCUGGUGGAAAGCCUAUAUCUGUUACCGACAAAGAAAUAGUGGAAAUGAUACUCUUUCCGGUGGUGAAUGAGGCAUGUCGUGUUUUAGAUGAAGGAGUAGUUGUUCAAGCAUCAGACCUUGAUGUUGCAUCUGUUCUUGGAAUGAGUUUUCCAUCUUAUCGUGGUGGCAUUGUUUUUUGGGCAGAUACAGUUGGGCCUAACCAUGUUUAUACCAGUCUCAAGAAAUGGUCAGAACUAUAUGGCAGCUUUUUUAAACCAUCAAGGUUUUUGGAAGAAAGGGCAAGAAGAGGCAUCCCGUUGAGUGCACCUGCAACAUCAUCUCCAUCAUCAAAGUCCCGCCUGUGAGCAGUAACUUCAAAUUCACACCGAUCCUAAAAGCAUACGAUUAUGGAGAAGACAAAUAAGUUAUGAUCCUUUUGUUAUUUUUGUGGGCAAAUAAAUUAGUCACGUUCAGCUGGCUUGUAAUUUUUCAAAUAUUCAGAAAUUAUAAAGGUUUUUAAUUGUGUUUGUU